ACCUACCAAAUUGUUGUGUUUAAAAGUUAAACCGAUCAAUCAAGUGGGUUGGUUCCUCUCUCUAUCGCAUCUCUCUCUCUUCACGAUCCACGACGAUUCAGUUCUUGAGUUCCGGCGAUUAUCGGUUUCACUUUCUGAUUCCGUUGAAUCCACCAUUUCUCUUCUCGCCCGUGCUCUCAAAAUUCGAAAUUUCCCCUGUGAUUCGAAACCCUAAUUUCGUCGCCUAUCAAUCUGGAAAAUCUCCCGUCUUCUUCUGAAAUUUGAAGACUUUAGCAGCGGAAAGAUACUUAUUCCGGGUAAGAAGAUCGAAGAAACCAACAAUUUCUUACCAAAGUCGUGAUUCUUGGAUCUCGUCUUUGUUUGAUGGACACAAUUAGGGUUUCCACGGAGGUUCCUGGAUCUUCGAAAUCGACCUCACAGUCGCUCACGGAGUCGACUUCUCGCACGGAAACCAUCAAUGGCUCCCACGAAUUCAAGAUCAGCGGCUACUCUUUGGUCAAAGGGAUGGGGAUUGGCAAAUACGUUGCCUCGGAUACGUUCAUGGUUGGUGGCUACUCUUGGGCGAUCUACUUCUACCCAGAUGGAAAAAGUCCAGAGGAUAAUUCUGUGUACGUGUCUCUCUUCAUAGCCCUCGCGAGCGAAGGAGCCGAUGUUAGGGCUUUGUUUGAGCUCACACUCGUGGAUCAGAGCGGUAACGAAAGGCACAAGGUUCAUAGCCAUUUUGGUAGAACUCUAGAAAGCGGACCCUAUACUCUUAAAUAUCGAGGAAGUAUGUGGGGAUACAAACGUUUUUUCAAGAGGUCUCUUUUGGAGUCAUCGGACUAUCUGAAGGACAAUGGUCUCUUGGUCCGGUGUUGUGUUGGAGUGGUGAAGUCACGCACAGAAGGACCAAGGUGUUACAAUAUCCCCGUGCCGGUUUCUGACUUGGGUCAGCAGUUUGGAAAGCUUUUGGAAAGUGGGAAAGGAGCUGAUGUUAAUUUCAAAGUUGAUGGAGAAACAUUUCCUGCUCACAAAUUGGUUCUUGCAGCACGUUCUGCAGUUUUGAGGGCACAGCUUUUUGGCCCGUUGAGAAGUGAAAAUACCAAAUGUAUAAUCAUAGAAGACAUACAAGCCCCUAUUUUCAAGAUGUUGCUCCAUUUUAUCUACUGGGACGAAUUGCCUGAUAUGCAAGACUUAAUGGGCACAGACUUGAAAUGGGCAUCAACUCUUGUGGCUCAGCAUCUGCUUGCAGCUGCAGACCGAUAUGCUCUUGAGCGGCUUAGAACAAUAUGCGAGUCAAAACUCUGUGAAGGAAUCAGCAUAAAUACGGUUGCAACCACCUUGGCUCUUGCUGAGCAGCAUCAUUGUUUCCAGCUGAAAGCCGCCUGCCUCAAAUUUAUAGCUUUUCCAGAAAACCUAAAAGCUGUGAUGGAAACGGAUGGGUUUGAUUAUCUGAAGGAAAGCUGCCCGUCCCUACUAAGUGAGCUAUUGGAGUAUGUGGCUAGGCUGAGUGAGCACUCUUUAACAUCAUCAGGGCAUCGAAAGGAGUUAUUUGCUGAUGGUUGUGACUUAAAUGGGAGACGUGUGAAGCAACGGUUACACUAAGCAACUAACUGAGAGAGAGAGGUCACUUUGAGAGCCUGAGAUGAUGAUGGUGAAGUAAACAGAAGUUUAGAAGAGUAAAGAUUUGUGCAUUUGUCAUUGUAAAAGGAUUAGUGGUUGAUCUGUGUUGUUCAGCUAGCUUAGUAGAGUGAAAUGUUGUUGUUUUUUCUCUUUUCUUCUCUUUUUUUUCUUUUUUGUUUGUUUGUUUCCACAGGAUUUUAUGACCAAAACCGCUUCUCUUAAAGGAAAAAGUUUCCUGUGACUUCAGUGAUAAA
Molecule: messenger RNA, 1856 nt
Organism: Arabidopsis lyrata subsp. lyrata
Lineage: Eukaryota; Viridiplantae; Streptophyta; Magnoliopsida; Brassicales; Brassicaceae
Product: BTB/POZ and MATH domain-containing protein 2
Exons: 4
Coding region: 364-1584 (406 amino acids)
Biological process (GO): protein ubiquitination
Molecular function (GO): protein binding
Source: RefSeq, a predicted model, not a curated record